Molecule: messenger RNA, 3244 nt
Organism: Vespula pensylvanica (western yellowjacket)
Lineage: Eukaryota; Metazoa; Arthropoda; Insecta; Hymenoptera; Vespidae
Gene: Sp1
Product: transcription factor Sp9-like
Exons: 3
Coding region: 548-2455 (635 amino acids)
Biological process (GO): regulation of transcription by RNA polymerase II
Molecular function (GO): RNA polymerase II cis-regulatory region sequence-specific DNA binding; DNA-binding transcription factor activity, RNA polymerase II-specific
Source: RefSeq, a predicted model, not a curated record
AUCAUCAUCAUCAUUAUUGUUAUUAUUAUUUUUAUUUGCCGAGGAAUAAAAUCGCGAGUGUGUUCAAUUUGGAUUUUUCUAUGGACCUAUGAGAAAAAUAAUAAAACACGUGAACGUGCCACUAGAUAAGAGGAGGAUUCGGAAUAUAUGUAUUUGUGCGAAUGGAUCGUAACGAGUUUGGAUUAUUUUCUUCAAAGUUUUUCAUCUUCUCCUUCUUCUACGCGUCGUCUUCUUUGUCUUCUUUGUCUUCUUCUACUUCUUCUUCUUCUUCUUCUACUUCUUCUUCUUCUUCUUCUUCUUCUUCUUCUUCUUCUUCUUCUUCAUCGUGCUUUCGACGCACGACGCGAGAACGUUCGAGUUCAUCGAGAAAAGCUCGUAGUUGAAGGAAGUGCAGAGACAGGAUACAUUCUCGGAGAUCAUUAGCGGACUACUACUCGGCAAGCUGGACGCGGAGCUCGGUAGCGGCGGUGGCCGCAGGGCUGCCAGCCCUUCGGCGAUCCUUGGCAGUAUAAACGAUCAUCCGGGACUACGAGGAACGCCACUGGCAAUGUUGGCGGCACAAUGCAACAAGCUGAGCAGCAAGAGUCCGCCGCCACUGGCGGACGCGGCAGUUGGCAAAGGUUUUCAUCCUUGGAAGAAGAGUCCUCAGAGUAGCGGCAGCUCACCGCAACACUCGACGGGUGGUGGCGGAGGAGGCGGAGGAGGAGGAGGAGGAGGUGGCGGAGGAGGCGGAGGUGGAGGUGGUGGAGGGGGGUGUACGACGACGGGAGUAAGUCAAAGACCGACAGCAACGAGCAGCGCCGGUAGUACGAGCGGUGGUUACGCCCGAGCACCGGUCACUUCUUGCGCUUCAACGGCGCCACAAUACGGUAGCGAGCUAUAUUUUCCUGGUACCGCGAGCGCGCAACCUGCUGGCGAUCCGCAUCACCACCAGAGCAGUCUCCUUGGAAAGGUCGAAGGCGCGACACUCGGCUCGGUAUACGGUAGACACCCUUACGAGUCGUGGCCGUUCAACGCGAUGCCAGGCGCCACGCACGGCGGAAUAAAGGCCAGCGACGGCUGGUGGGAUGUUCACGGUGCCACAGCCGCUGGUGGUUGGUUAGACGUUAGUGGCACCGUCGGCGUCGGAGUUCAUGCCGCGCAAAUGGCCAAUUACUCGGCGGACUACUCUACGAGCCUAGCACUGGCCGGCAAUCACUUACUCACUACGGCCACCACCGCCGGUCACAAUCUACUCCAAGACACAUACAAAUCCAUGCUACCCGGCGGCCCGCCCGGCUUCGGGCUUCAUCAUCACGCGGCGGCGGCGAGCGCCGGUGCCGGUGCUGGUGCCGGAAGUCCACAAGGUAGCGGCGCCGGCGUCGGCGUAGGCGUCGGCGGUGCCGCCGUUAGCCAGGCACCCUCGCCACGCUCGCAGAGACGUUACACCGGUCGUGCGACCUGCGACUGUCCUAAUUGUCAAGAGGCCGAGAGACUCGGUCCCGCCGGCGUACACCUCAGGAAGAAGAACAUCCAUAGCUGCCACAUACCUGGUUGCGGCAAGGUCUACGGAAAGACGUCCCAUCUGAAGGCCCACUUACGGUGGCACACUGCGGCACCUUCGAACCCACACCGGCGAAAAGAGAUUCGCCUGCCCGGUCUGCAACAAGCGGUUCAUGCGCAGCGACCAUCUCGCGAAGCACGUCAAGACCCACAGCAGCAGCAGCAGCGGCAGCAAGGGCAAGGGGGGAGCGGGGAGCUCGUCGGCCGAGUCCUGCUCCGACAGCGAGGACAACGGGAGUCAGCAGAGUCCCACUUCCAGCUCGGUGCCGCCGCCGCAGCCGCCACCGCCGCAGCAGCAGCAGCAGCAGCAGCAGCAGGCUCAGGCGCAACAGCAGGCUCAGCAGCAGGCGCUGGCGGCGGCAGCGGCGGCCCAGGACACCAACAACACCAAUUCCCAGACCACCACCACCAGUCUCGGCCAUCAGCCGACAACACCCAUGACCCCAAUACAGAUGACCCCGCCGCCUCUGACCGCACACCAUCCCCACCACCCGCAUCUCCCGCCUCUAAUGCACCAUCCGCAUCAUCACGCAACAUCCGUACCGGCGGCCCAUCAUCCGCACGCGGGGAUGAGCAUGCACUGAGCCCGGUGGGGCCCGGAGCCGGUGCCUGCAGUACCUCUGCCGCAACGACCCUGGGCUCCUCCUCCUCCCUAUCCUACCCCCUCAACUUGAACCUCAUUCAGAAUCACGUCAAUGCCCACCCUCAUCAUCAUCAACACCAUCACCAGCAACAGCAACAACAUCAUCACUCCAAUCCCUCCUCCCAUCAUCAUCAUCAACAUCACCAUCAACAACAGCAACAACAACACUCUCGACAAAACAAUUCCUAUUCGAUACAACAAAAUCCUGGUACACCUGGCUCGGCACAGACUCCUUCACCCUCCUCCCCUGCGCCUGUACAUAGUCUUUAAGCCGAUAACGAUCCCUCUCAAUCCUUUCGUUUCCUCGGAGAGCAGGAACGGAGGGAGCAGCCUGCCUCUCCUUCGGCCGCUCUGCACGCGAAUUUUGCCGACUUUGUUACUUGUAAAUACUAUAAAUAGUGAGUGUGCGUGUGCGUAAGAAAGACAGAGAGAAAGAUACCGCGUGCGAGAGAGCAAAAGAGAGAAAGAGACAGAGAUAGAGAGAUCUAUAUAUAUAUAAAUAUAUAUAUAAAAUGAUAUAUUAACUAUGCGGUGUAAUGUAAAAUAGAUAUACAUAUAUGUAUGUAGGUAUGCACUGUCGCGCUGUACGAUACACACAGACACGAGUCGUCCUCGUCGUCGUCGUCGUCGUCGUCGUCGUUCCCCUCUCCCCCCGUCAUCAUCCUAUUUACUUACAUUUUGCCCGAUUGUACGGCGAAGAGAAAGAUAAAGAAGGAAAAAAAAAACAGAAAAAAAGAAAAAAAAAAUUAUAAAAAAGAGGACGCACGCGCGCGUGGGCGACGUUCGGUCCAAAGCACGAUGCACUCCGGACAAGUUCCAAUCGCGGUGCCGAGAUUGGCACCAAGGAUAAUUAACGAAUUUUCUUGUUAAACCUAUCAUUUUGUUGUAGAAGCGAACUCCCCGAAGGUCUUGCGUUUGGAACUUGAACUCGGACGAUGCCCCAUAUCAGCUCACCACCCUUUCAACGUAAUAAACAUACUAUUAUUAAUGAAUUAAUUAAUUAUUAUUAAUGUAUUAUUAUUAUUAUUAUUAAUAUUAUUAUUAUUAUAAUUAUUAUAA